Messenger RNA from Stylonychia lemnae, 2058 nucleotides. The record is from the annotation of a GenBank genome assembly. Lineage: Eukaryota; Ciliophora; Spirotrichea; Sporadotrichida; Oxytrichidae.
AUGAGAGGGAAAAUCUUGUCAACUUUAGCACUCAUUAUUGGGUGUGCUAAUGCAAUUAAAACUUCAAGAAGCUCAAAAAUUCAGCUACUCGCACAAUCUGUAUCAUAAUAAAUUACAAACGAAAGAGGAUAUACAUGUACAACAGCCAUAGAUAACAUCUAAAAAUGGAAUUAACCCAAUUUAAAAGGUAUUAUAGAGAACUUCUCAAUCUAUUGGAAUGAUACCGAUUUUAAGCCAAAUCCAGAAUCUAUUGCAUGGAGAAACACAAACUUUACAAAGGGUAAAGUAGAUAUGUAUGCUGACUACCCUUGGAGAAAAUUAUCGGAUAUCUGUGAGAACUGUACGCUUUUCGGAUCAUCAGAUAAAGAAAAUGUUGGAGACACAGUCCAGGGCUUUUUAGGCGAUUGCUACUUUGUGGCGCCUUUAGCAGCUGUUGCAGCAGAUGAAGAAAGAUUCAAAAGGAUUUUCGUGAACUAGCAUGUGAAUAAUGCUGGAAUCUAUGCUUUUAAUGUCUACAUCAGGGGCAUCCCUAAAAUAGUUGUUAUAGAUGACUAUGUGCCCUAUGCAAGACUAGAGAAAUUACCAGCUUUCACUAGAGUCCACAGUGAUUGGGCACUAUGGCCAGCUCUCCUUGAAAAAGCUUGGGCUAAAGUGAACGGUAACUAUGAAAAGAUUGCUAGUGGAAAUCAGUUUGAGACGUUUUAAUUCUUAUUGAACAUUCCCACAAUUCGAAAACAAAGUGUAAAUACCAUGAAUACCACUGUAGCAUGGAAUUUGGUUAUCAAAGCACUAGACUCUGGAUUCAUAAUUGGAGCAUAACCAGGUGGUAGUACAGGGAAAAAAGACACUGACUCUUGCUAAUUCAAUCUUCCUUGUGCUCAUGCAUACUCCAUCCUUUCAUAUCAUAUCAUUACUACAGCUGAAGGAAAGCAAAUAAGUCUCAUUAAAUUUAAGAAUCCACAUGGUAAUGAUGGAGAAUUUAGCGGGAAAUGGGCUGACAAAAAUGGUAUUUGGAAUACUAUCGGUAAAAAUGGAAUUACAUAUGCCAAGCAAAUUGAUAUGGCUGUUAAGAGUGAUGGUAUACACUAUCUUGAAGAUUUUGAAAUACCUAUGACCUUUAGUGAUCUCGACUUUGGUUAAUAUAGAAAAGGUUGGGUAAGCAGUUAUUAUGAUAAAUAAAACGAUACUUAGGCAUCAGUGACUAACCCAGCAAAAUAUAGAUUUACUUUGACUGAAGCUACACCACUUUAUAUAAGAGUUCUAAAUACCGAGCCAAGAAUGUACUCACUUAAAUGCAAAACCCCCAAAAUUUAAGAAAUCAGAUUGAGACCUUUAGAUGCUGUAAAUGAUGCUAAAACACUCAAAUAUUACGAUGAUUACCCAGGUACGAUUGACUAAUCUAAUGCCCCUUUAUAACCAGGAACUUAUGAGAUAUCAUAUCUUCCAAGUUUUGAUUAGUGUGAAACUCGUGAUUACACAGUUUUAAUUUACGCUCCUAAAGAAAUUAUAAUUACUGACGUCAAUAAUAAAACAAGCUUCAAACCUAGUGAGCAUGAUUACAAGAGUGCAAAUCUCAAAUCUUUAGUUCCCGAUUAAAAUGAAAAUCUUUGGACCACUCUUUAUCAGAGACCAGUAAAAGGAUAAUCUGAAAUAUAUCUUACAGGUGAUUUGAAAAAAGAUAUGAUAAGAGCAAAGCAAUCUAAAUAUUUCAACUUGGAGAUAAAUGAUACAUUAAAAACUUACUAAGGCUAUAUGAGAUCUAAACUUAAUGUCAAGGGUAAAGAAAUGAGAGAGAUGAUAGUUGUAGUUGGACUAUUUGAUAAAGAUGCUGAAUUCAACGGUACUAUUUCUAAUUAUUUGGAUCUAGAUGCGGUUUAUCAAUUCAGUCAUGGAAAUGAAAACUGCUAAGUAUAAGUGGAUAAAAGCACAUCUCCAGCUAUGUAAAAGAUAAUAUGCACCUGCUUAAUAUCUGUGCAAGCUCCAGCUCGUUAAGAGUGCACUCUAGCAUCUCUUCAUACAACUGAUAAAGGUCUGACAAUGAACCCUAGACGUACUUGA